AUGACGCAGAUGACUGGAGGAGAGAAGCAAUAUCAACGUCUAUUUUCAGAUACGAAAUGUGAACAACUUUUAAGCGUUUAAAACUAUAAACCCGUUCGUUGACUAGAAUACGUUACAUUUGAUGAACCCUAUCUUCUAAGUACAACCUCUUCGAGAGAUCCAGACAAAAGCGAUGGAGGGAGGAGUGAUGGAGAGAGAAGUGAUGUCUGAGAAGCCAGUCAUGCAGACACAGCCAUCCACACUGCCCUUCUUUGACACGGCCCACGCCUUUAACCUGCUCCGGGGGAUCCACGAACUCCGCGCAGAGCGCAAGUUCUUUGACGUCACGCUCUGCGCAGAGGGCCGCGAGUUCCAUUGCCACCGGACUGUGUUGGCCGCAGCCAGCACCUACUUCAGGGCCAUGUUCGCCGGGACGCUGAGAGAGAGCGCCAUGGACCGUGUGGUCCUUCACGAGGUGUCUGCUGAACUACUGGGCCUGCUGGUGGACUUCUGUUAUACAGGCCGAGUCACAGUCACCCAGGAUAAUGUAGACCUCCUGCUGAAGACGGCCGACCUGUUCCAGUUCCCCUCCGUUAAAGAGGCCUGCUGUGCCUUCUUGGAGCAGAGAUUAGACGUCUCCAACUGCCUGGAGAUCCAGGACUUUGCAGAGGCCUACGCCUGCCAUGACUUGGCCGUCAGCGCCCGCCGCUUCGUCCUCAAGAACAUUGUGGACCUCGCCAAAGGCAAGGACUUUAAGCGGUUGCCCUGGAAACGGCUGCUGGAGUUCGUGUCGGAUGAUGCGCUGUGUGUGGACAAGGAGGAGACGGUCUAUCAGAUCGCGGUGCGCUGGGUUAAAGCAGACUUACAGAGGCGGCUCCACUACUGGCCCACGCUGCUGGAGCAGGUCAGACUACCCUUUGUACGUCGGUUCUAUCUACUCGCCCAUGUGGAAAGCGACCCCCUGGUUUACCUCUCCCCCUCCUGCCUGAGGAUGGUGAGCGAGGCCCGGAGCUUCCAGUCGUGUGAGUAUGACCGGCAUGACAGACCCUGCCAACGCAUGCGGCCGCGGCCCUCCACCGGCCUGGCUGAGAUCCUGGUGGUGGUGGGCGGCUGUGACCAGGACUGUGACGAGCUGGUCACUGUGGACUGUUAUAACCCUCAGACUGGACAGUGGCGCUACCUGGCCGAGUUCCCCGAUCACCUGGGAGGGGGCUACAGUAUGGCCGCCCUGGGCAAUGAUAUGUAUGUCACAGGAGGAUCUGACGGUUCGCGUCUCUAUGAUGGCGUGUGGCGCUACAACUCCAGCGUUAACGAGUGGACCGAGGUGUCGCCAAUGCUCAAAGCACGGGAGUACCACAGUUCCUGUGUCCUCAGAGGUCAGCUGUAUGUGGUGGCGCCAGACAGCACGGAGCGCUACGACCACGCGCUGGACUGCUGGGAGGCCCUGCCCGCCAUGCUGCACUCUAUGGACAACUGCUCCACCACCACCUGUAAGGGGCGUCUCUACGCCAUCGGCUCCAUGACCACAACAGGGGAGGACAACAUGGCCAUACAGUGUUACGAUGUGGACACCAACCGCUGGACCCUGGUCAACUGUGGCGAGCUGCCACCAUGGUCUUUCGCUCCCAAGACGGUCACCCUCAAUGGGCUCAUCUACUUUGUCAGGGAUGACUCGGCAGAGGUCGACAUCUACAACCCUCAGAAGAAUGAAUGGGACAAGAUCAGCCCCAUGACACAGGUCCAUGUAGGAGGCAGUGUGGCAGUCCUGGGUGGUCGUCUCUUCGUGUCUGGUGGCUAUGACAACACAUUUGAGCUGUCUGACAUAGUGGAGGCCUACGACCCCUCCACCCAUAUCUGGACACCCGCAGGCCGCCUUCCCCAGCCCACCUUCUGGCAUGGCAGUGUCAGCAUCUUCCGCCAGCUCAUGCCCGCCGUAUCCAACGCUUUCGAACCCAUUGACCUGCCCGAGGCUAACUCCAUCCACCUGCACCGACACCACCGCAACCAGGCCAUGCACAACCACAACCUCAACGUCAACCCAGUGUAACGCACUCCAAAAACUAAUGGGUCAGGGAAUAUCAUACUGACCACUGUUUCAGCCAUUUUAGGUUUACUGUGAAAACAUACCUCUUUAUGAUGCUACAGAAAAGGUGUAAAUACAGAGUGAUCAAAUGAUCCUGCAUGGAUGUGAUCACUAUAGGACUGUAACUACAUUACAUUGUGCUUAUGUGACUGAACAUGUGUGCAAUUUUGUGAUCCCCAUGUAAUUCACUUGCCUACCACACUGUCAUUGAUCAUGAUCAAUGGGCAUAUUAUUGACUGGACUAAUAGAGUGACUGGGUAUGAAGGUCUCAUGUUGGGGAAAGAAAAAUCUAUACAUACAUGGAUAAUCUACGGCAGGCAGUAGUGUAUUAUCUAGAUUAUGGUUAUACAGUUGAAGUCGGAAGUUUACAUACACCUUAGCCAAAUACAUUUAAACUCAGUUUUUCACAAUUCCUGACAUUUAAUCCUAAAAAUUCAUAAAAACAUAAUAAUUCCAUUUUAGGUCAGUUAGGAUCACCACUUUAUUUUAAGAAUGUGAAAUGUCAGAAUAAUAGGAGGGAGAAUGAUUUAUUUCAGCUUUUAUUUCUUUCAUCACAUUCCCAGUGGGUCAGAAGUUUACAUAUACUAAUUGAGUGUUUGGUAGCAUUGCCUUUAAAUUGUUUAACUUGGGUCAAACUUUUCGGGUAGCUUUCCACAAGCUUCCUAUAAGUUGGGUGAAUUUUGGCCUAUUCCGUCUGACAGAGCUGGAGUAACUGAGUCAGGUUUGUAGGCGUUCUUGCUCGCACACGCUUUUUCAGUUCUGCCCAUGAAUUUUCUAUGGGAUUGAGGUCAGGGAUUUGUGGUGGCCACUCCAAUACCUUGACGUUGUUGUCUUUAAACCAUUUUGCCACGACUUUGGAAGUAUGCUUUGGGUCCAUGUCCAUUUGGAAGACCCAUUUGCGACCAAGCUUUAACUUCCUGACUGAUGUCUUGAGAUGUUGCUUCAAUAUAUCCACAUAAUUUUACUUUCUCAUGAUGCCAUCUAUUUUGUGAAGUGCACCAGUCCCUCCUGCAUCAAAGCACCCCCACAACAUGAUGCUACCACCCUCGUGUUUCACAGUUGGGAUGGUGUAAUUCGGCUUGCAAGCAUCCCCCUUUUUCCUCCAAACAUAACGAUGGUUAUUAUGGCCAAACAGUUCCAUUUUUGUUUCUUCAGACCAGAGGACAUUUCUCCAAAAGUACGAUCUUUGUCCCAAUGUGCAGUUGAAAACAGUAGUCUGGCUUUUUUAUGGUGGGUUUGGAGCAGUGGCUUCUUCGUUGCUGACCGGCCUUUCAGGUUAUGUUGAUAUAGGACUCGUUUUACUGUGGAUAUAGAUACUUUUGUACCUGUUUCCUCCAGCAUCUUCACAAGGUCCUUUGCUGGUGUGCUGGGAUUGAUUUGCACUUUUCACACCAAAGCAUGUUCAUCUCUGAGACAGAACGAGUCUCCUUCCUGAGUGGUAUAACGGCCGCGCGGUCCCAUGGUGUUUAUGCUUGCGUACUAUUGUUUGUACAGAUGAACGUGGUACCUUCAGGCAUUUGGAAAUUGCUCCCAAGAAUGAACCAGACUUGUGGAGGUCUACAUUUUUUUCCUGAGGUCUUGGCUGAUUUCUUUUGAUUUUCCCAUGAUGUCAAGCAAAGAGGCACUCCUCCAAUUGACUCAGGCUAAUUGACAUAAUUUAUCAGAAGCUUCUAAAGCCAUGACAUUUUCUGGAAUUUUCCAAGUCGUUUAAAGGCAGUCAACUUAAGUGUAUGUAAAAUUCUGACCCACUGGAAUUGUGAUACAGUGAAUUAUAAGUGAAAUAAUCUGUCUGUAAACAAUUGUUGGAAAAAUGACUUGUGUCAUGCACGAAGUAGAGGUCCUAACCGACUUUCUAAAACUAUAGUUUGCUAACAAGAAAUGUGUGGAGUGGUUGAAAAACAAGUUUUAAUGACUCCAACCUAAGUGUAUGUAAACUUCCGACUUCAACUGUAUAUCUUUUUUAAAUUUUUUUAUCUUACAUAAUCAACUAACUACAGAGUUGUUUUCCACUUUCCGGUUGUGAGAGCCAACAUUAUCGCUCAUAAUCAGUGGCAUGACCCCAAACAUUCCAAAAGCUAAUACAACCACCACAAUGUUUUCUAGCACUAACCAGCUUUGAUAACCAUUGUGAAAUUAAUCUGGAGACUUGUCCAGUGCUGUACAACUAUGGAACCUUAGGAUGGAAUCAGAGCAUGUGAUGCAACUGGGACUGGGUUGCUAAAACCCCAUCAAAGUGAUAAAUUAAAUAGAUGUGUCCCUGUUUUAUUGAUAUGAUAGAUUAUCAGAUGCUGAUCACCGUUUUGCUCUCCCUCAUCUAGACUGACUGUUUACACCUAAUUGGCACGACUACCAAUGUAGCCUGCAUGAAGUACUGGUCAUAUUUUCUUUCAAGGUGCAUUUAUUUUAUUAUAGAUGCUUUAAUAUUUUAUUAGAAUGGUUUAGUGUUAUUUAUGAAAAUGUAUUUGUAGUGUUAGUUCAUAUAACGUUAGUGUGUUUUCCUAGUGCAACAGGUGGCAGAGGUACAUAUGAAGAUAGAUACCGGUGACAACCGCUGUUAUGGUAACUGGAGGUGGUAACACAUUCUCAAUUUAUUUGUGCAACAUGUGUUUGACUAAAGUUAAUUUUAGUAUUGUUUACUUACUGUAAUGCCAUUCAGUUGUGUGUUUUAUUAGUUUUCAUACAAGAUGUUUGAGUUGUCCCAACACAGUUUUUCAUAUUUGCGUUGUUUGUAUACUGUAGAGAGGUCAUCCUUACAGUGUGAUUACAAUAAAACUGCAGGCAGGACUGCCACUUUA
Messenger RNA from Oncorhynchus masou masou (cherry salmon), 4857 nucleotides. RefSeq names its product kelch-like protein 21. Gene Ontology annotation, biological process: protein ubiquitination. NCBI's taxonomy places the organism in Eukaryota, Metazoa, Chordata, Actinopteri, Salmoniformes, Salmonidae. Bases 173 to 2026 code for a protein of 617 amino acids. Gene Ontology annotation, molecular function: protein binding. The transcript has 5 exons. The record is from RefSeq and is a predicted model, not a curated record.